Molecule: messenger RNA, 3616 nt
Organism: Orcinus orca (killer whale)
Lineage: Eukaryota; Metazoa; Chordata; Mammalia; Artiodactyla; Delphinidae
Gene: RNF6
Product: ring finger protein 6
Exons: 5
Coding region: 533-2524 (663 amino acids)
Biological process (GO): positive regulation of DNA-templated transcription; protein ubiquitination; ubiquitin-dependent protein catabolic process
Cellular component (GO): nucleoplasm; cytoplasm
Molecular function (GO): ubiquitin protein ligase activity
Source: RefSeq, a predicted model, not a curated record
UGAGCUACGUGGUACCCAGGCAGUCAAGGGACAAGACCAGACCGCUGGGUUGCACUCCAGCCCAAGUCGUCCUUGGGCCGCCGCACUCCGGCUGGAGAGGCGUCCACGUGACAUCAGCGCUGGCGCGAGCGCCGAAACCCGGAACGCGGCACGCGGCAUCCGGGAUCCCACCGGACGCAGUUUCCACUCGUACAGGCUAGCGCCCGGCGGCGGCUGAGCGUCUCCUGUCGCGCAGGGGGCGGCCCGGCCGUAGGGAGAGACGGGUGGGGCCUGCCGUCCCUCCUCCAGAGCCUCCGCUCCGGCUGGACCGUCCCGCUGCAGCAGGCUUCUCUUCAGCAGACGAGCAGAGGGCGCAGCGGCCUCCGGAGGCGCGGAUGCGAGCUCCGCCCGCCGCCCGGUCACAGCCUCCGGGGCCGCACGCUUCUCUCCAGAUGGGCAGCUGUCAAAAAAAGCACAAACAGUGGAAGGAUGGAUACCAUUGCAUAUAUUAAAAGUAUGUGGAAAGGCAAGUAAGAAAGCCAGGAAUCUCAGCAUGAAUUGGUCUAGAUCUAGACCAGAUGGUGGUGGUGAAGAAACCUCAUCUCAAGACCAGAAUCAUCAUGAAAACGAGAGAAGGUGGCAACAAGAGCGUCUCCACAGAGAAGAAGCCUAUUAUCAGUUUAUUAAUGAUCUCAAUGACGAAGAUUACCGGCUAAUGAGAGACCAUAAUCUUUUAGGCACCCCUGGAGAAAUAACAUCAGAAGAAUUACAGCAACGUUUAGAUGGAGUCAAGGAACAGCUAGCAUCUCAGCCUGACUUGAGAAAUGGGACAAACACCAGAGACUCAGGGGUCCCUCGAGAAAGUUCAAAUGAAGAGUCUCUGCUGGAAUGGCUCAACACCUUUCGUCGCACGGGAAACGCAACUCGAAGUGGACAGAAUGGGAACCAGACUUGGAGAGCUGUGAGUCGAACAAACCCACACAGUGGAGAGUUCCAAUUUUGUCUGGAAAUCCACAUAAAUCACGAGAAUAGAGGAUUUGAAAUGGACGGCGAAGAUUAUGUGGGCGUUCCACUUUCAGAUGUUAGCCAAGAUCACACCGCAGAUGGGCCACAGAGAUCAAGUAGCCCUGUGGCCAGGCGAACCAGGAGCCAAGCCGCAGGGGCUCUCAGUGGUAGUAGUGCCAACGUUCCGAGAACUAGGCUUGGAUCGAGGGGGCGGAGUUCAGUAGAAGGAUCUUUGUCAGCAUUGGGAAGAUUAAGAAAUGGAAUUGGGGGGGCAGUUGGCACCCCUAGAACUGGUGCUGCACGCGCUAAUCCAUCAGGUGGUAGUGAACUCAGGCAAAGGGAGGGGCAGCGAUUUGGAGCAGCCCAUGUUUGGGAAAAUGGGGCUAGAACUAAUGUCACAGUGAGGAACACAAACCAAAGAUUAGAGCCAAUAAGAUUACGGUCUACUUUCAAUAGCCGAAGCCGGUCACCAAUUCAGAGGCAAAGUGGCACUGUUUAUCAUAGUUCACAAAGGGAAAGUAGACCUUUUCAGCAAACUAGUAGGCGGUCUGUUAGGAGGAGAGGUAUAACUCGUGUCUUUCUAGAGCCAGGCCGAGAAGGCAGAGGUACCGCAUAUACUCCAUUCUCUAACUCAAGACUUGUGUCAAGAAUCACAGUAGAAGAAGAAGAGUCCAGCAGGUCCUCCACUGCUGCACGACGACACCCAACAAUCACACUGGACCUUCAAGUGAGAAGGAUUCGUCCUGGAGAAAGCAGAGACUGGGACAGUAUUGCAAAUAGAACUCGAUCUAGGGUGGGGCUGGCAGCAAACACAGUCACUAUCGAAAGCAGUAGUGGGGGCUUUCGGCGCACCAUCUCUCGUUUAGAGCGCUCAGGUAUGCGAACCUACGUUAGUACCAUAACUGUUCCUCUUCGUAGGAUUUCUGAGAAUGAGCUCGCUGAACCAUCAUCAGUGGCUCUUCGAUCAGUUUUAAGGCAGAUCAUGACUGGAUUUGGAGAACUGAGUUCUCUAAUGGAGGCCGAAUCGGAGUCAGAGGCGCAGAGAAGUGGUCAGCGUCGGCCAGAGACACACUCAGAAGUGAGUCUCCUCGGUGAGGCCGUCAGCCAGCACAGGGGAGGGUCCCCCCAAGGCAGGUGGACCCGAGAAGACAGCCCUGACACCCCGCCUCGUGCCCCAAACAGAGGUGGCAGGCGGUCGCAAAAUUCAAGUAACUUGGUGGAAACUGGCACCCUACCUAUCCUUCGCCUCGCUCACUUCUUGCUUAACGAAGGGGAGGAUGAUGACCGCAUGCGUGGUUUAACCAAAGAGCAGAUUGACAAUCUUUCCACCCGGAGCUAUGAGCACAGCAGUAUCGAUAGUGAACGAGGGAAAAUCUGUAGCGUUUGCAUCAGUGACUACGUAACUGGAAACAAGCUCAGGCAGUUACCUUGCAUGCAUGAAUUUCACAUCCACUGUAUCGACCGGUGGCUCUCAGAGAAUUGCACGUGUCCUAUCUGUCGGCAGCCUGUCUUAGGGUCCAGUACAGCAAACAACGGGUGACAUGCUGGAUCCAGUCAAAUGUUGCAUCUUAGUAGAGCUGAGUAUUCAGGCAUUCUUUUGUUGAAUUAUUUGUGAUGAGCUAACCAGGAUGAAAAAUAACAGAUGAUUAUAGUUUGAACUAUUUUUUGUGUGCUUUUUUAACUUGUUAAAAGGAGAAAAUUUAUAGAAAAUUUAAAAUGCAAAUGUUAAAUUAUCCUAAAGUACAGAAUAGUUAAUAUUGCUAGAACCAAAUAACUUUUAAAAUGUUUUUAUUUUGGUAAUUUUGUCAUGCUAAGCACUUUUGUAUCUGCACAACUCAGUAGGUUACAAAUCAAUAUUCUUUUUCUGAGAAGUCCAGCAGAUUUUGCUUGGACCUUCAGGCUUCGUACCAUGUCCAGACAUUGGUGUCUAAAUAAGCCUUUCUUUAACUUUUUAUUCUAAGGACAGUAUCUUUUCAUGAAAGAAUAUUUGGCUGAAUGUUUGCUAAAUGCAUUAAAGUUACUUGAAAUAUUAAAUUUAAUAUGCAGCAUAUCACGUGUGUAUAUAUAGGUAUAUAAUUUUAAGGUUAACGUAUUCAGUCUAAAAACUACCAGUUUGGUUCUUAUUUUAAACUGUUGGGCUAUUACUGCAUAUGGCACAAUGUUUAAUACUUACAGGAUCAUCUCUGGGAGGAAGUAGAUUAAGAUAUUUAAAAAUAGACAUAAUUUAUGAAGCGUCUCUGACAAUCUGACUUAUUAGACAGCAAGCAAUAUAUAACACUGAACAAGUAUUUCUUUUUUCAGAAAUGGAACGUGGACAUUUUAGAACAUACAGGUUAUUUAACUUGAGUUCUACCUUUUUGUGACCUUUUUGAAAGUGCAAACAAUUUUUUGGAUUACAUUAAGUAAGAUAUACAAUAUGCAUGGUUUUCAAAUUUAGUUUAAAAUCUAAAAACAAGGGUCUAUAAAGAAUCAAAUGCAUAGAUAAUAUGUUAAGUUCAAUUGGAGACCAAAAAACUCCAAAUGAAACAAUAACAACAACAGCAAAAAAAGUUAAGACAAUGUAGACUUUAAAACACAAAGUAUGCAUUGAAGAUCUGUUUCUACCAAUAAAUAUUAAAAUGUGUCAACUGUU